AUGUAUAUAUCUAAGAAGGUGUUAAAGCAUCAUUUCGACCCCCGUAAGGCUCCAUGGGAGACAUACCUACUAUGCAAACUGCAGUGGGGUGAGGAUGGCAAGCGUUGGAUACACUGGGUCAGAAAUGAGCAUUAUUACCAUGCUGAAGUCUACUUCCUAGAGAAGAUCUUUAAGAUGAGAAGAUCCAAUAAUUAUGUCAACUGUUCCAUCACCUGGUACUUGUCCUGGAGCCCCUGUGCGAAAUGCUGCCGUAAAAUACUGAAUUUCUUAAAGAUGCACUCAAAUGUGAAGAUAGACAUAUAUGUAGCACGGCUUUAUUACAUAGAAGAUGAAAAAAAUCGCCAAGGUUUGAAGAAACUUGUGAGCUUGGCAGGAGUAAAGAUUGCUGUCAUGGAAAUUGAAGGCAAGGUUUCCCGUACUUUGUGGGACUGGGAAGGGGUGAACUGGUGA
Fulmarus glacialis (Northern fulmar) is the source of this 450-nucleotide messenger RNA. Its product is annotated as C->U-editing enzyme APOBEC-1-like. Gene Ontology annotation, molecular function: cytidine deaminase activity; zinc ion binding; RNA binding. Gene Ontology annotation, cellular component: nucleus; cytoplasm. The transcript has a single exon. NCBI's taxonomy places the organism in Eukaryota, Metazoa, Chordata, Aves, Procellariiformes, Procellariidae. The coding region runs from base 1 to 450 and encodes 149 amino acids. Gene Ontology annotation, biological process: cytidine to uridine editing. The record is from RefSeq and is a predicted model, not a curated record.